Molecule: messenger RNA, 4194 nt
Organism: Ceutorhynchus assimilis (cabbage seed weevil)
Lineage: Eukaryota; Metazoa; Arthropoda; Insecta; Coleoptera; Curculionidae
Source: the annotation of a GenBank genome assembly
CGGCACAGGACGAGCGGGCGUGUCACGUGAUCAGCGCGCCGCCACCAGGCCACGCCCCCCGCGAGCGGCUCAUUGAGCGCGAUCGCGCUGCCCAUCAAUGGCCGUGACUUCGCGUCCGUAGUCACACGAGUCGCCCGCCCGUUGUUUUCAAUACACACGAGUACCAAAACGCGCAACCAGUGAGUGCUGAUCGACCGAUGUUCACAAUGUCACGGCGCUGACCAGCUGCCAGUGAUCGCGCGAGUGCCUGUGCGAGUGCCAAUUAGGCCCUGUAUGCACUCUAUAGUGCUUCUGUGACUGUGAGUUCUCGCGGCUUCGAGCUGGAUCAUCCGGGUGGUUUUGGCGCAUCGCCCUGGGCUGCUGUCCUGGGGCAUCAUGCUGCCGCUUCGAUUAUGCAAACUGGUGAACCGCAUGGUUAUGGUCCAGCACAUCAUCCUGCUGGCCCUAUGGACCUUCAUAUGCCACAAGCUUUUCCCUAUUAUCGGUACCGAGAUGACACUUUAUGUUGGACAGAUAGAAAACCGGCGGUUGAUGAAGUUGGAAAUCCGUCUUCAGUUAAUGCACGAUGUCUUCCGUUUGCUGAACCUAUUUUGGAGUUGAGGAAAGAAAAAAGUAGAGAUGCAGCCAGAUCGAGAAGAGGGAAAGAAAACUACGAGUUCUACGAACUGGCUAAAAUGCUACCUUUACCGGCCGCCAUAACUUCACAAUUAGAUAAGGCUAGUAUCAUUCGACUGACGAUUUCGUAUCUUAAAUUAAGAGACUUCUCUGGUCACGGGGAUCCUCCAUGGAGCAGAGAUGGACCACCUCCUUCAAAAACGUUGAAAGGAAGGAGAUCAACAGUAGCAACCGAUAUUUUUGAGACACACCAAGGAACUCAUAUAUUGCAGUCCUUGGAUGGGUUUGCUUUAGCUGUAGCGGCAGAUGGUAGAUUUUUGUACAUUUCUGAGACUGUUUCAAUUUAUCUAGGAUUAUCACAGGUUGAAAUGACUGGCAGUAGCAUAUUCGACUACAUCCAUCACCAAGACCAUUCAGAAAUAGCUGAACAACUAGGUUUAGGUUUAACCCAGGGCCAGAGCAUGGCGUCUCCAGGUAGCGGCUCGGAGGAAAGUGGGUCUACGGCAGGGACUAAUAAUCCCGACGGUAAGGUUUCUACUUCGAUGGCCUUAGGAACAAAUCCGCCUUACAAAGGACUAGAUAGAGCUUUCUGUGUUAGAAUGAAGUCAACAUUAACUAAAAGAGGCUGCCACUUUAAAUCAUCAGGGUAUAGGGUUGUUUUAAUGGUAUGUAGAUUAAGACCGCAAUACGUUUUCGCACAUUCACGAAAAUCACAGCAGCCGCCUCUCCUUGGCUUGGUAGCUCUAGCGAUAGCUCUACCUCCACCCAGCGUCCACGAAAUUCGUUUAGAAAGCGACAUGUUUGUAACGAGAAUCAAUUUUGAUUUUAAAAUAGCUCAUUGUGAACCCAAAGUUAUGGAAUUGUUAGAUUAUACACCAGAAGAACUUACUGGUAGAAAUUUGUACGCUCUGUGCCAUGGAGAAGAUGCUAACAAACUUAGGAAGUGUCAUAUAGAUUUAAUUAAUAAAGGCCAAGUACUAACUCACUACUAUAGGAUAAUGAAUAAAAAUGGAGGUUAUACUUGGAUACAGACAUGCGCUACUGUGGUUUGUAAUACCAAAAAUGCUGAUGAGCAAAAUAUAAUUUGUGUAAAUUACGUAGUUAGUGGUAGAGAAUACGAAAAUCUGAUAAUGGACUGUUGCCAAAUGGAAGACAAUUCUCAUAUGGUCAAACGCGAAGAAGCCAGCAGUAAUGAUCCAGAAAAUGGUUCCCCAGAUGCUGAUCGAGGAGAUGACAGAAAUAGUGGAGGUCCGCCAAAUCCACCAUCAGACCCAUCCCAAGAUCUAGACGAUUCAGCGAACCAUGGAACUGAUCCAGGAACUAUCGCCAAAGAUACUGGAGAUUUAAGGACGCGCAGGAUGGAUCCGGUACCCAACGUAGCACAAUUGCAAGCUGCCCCUACGCCAGUAGUAGACCAAAGAAAAAGUGCAACUCCAGUCAGGAGGGCGCAAAAAAGAAAAAAUACGUCUUCAGAUGAAAAUGAAGAAGAAGAAGCCGUUAAUCCUAAUCAAAAUAAUACUGUGAUGAGCCCUGCGAGUUCGUGUCAUUCAGCUGCAGGGACGCAUCCUAUUGUAUCCGUACCAGAACCCAAAGGAAAUAGUCCUAAGAAAAUUGAUGAAACAGCAGCAAAUAGCUCAGGUAUUCCUCUGCUCCCAGCAAAUAGUACAGGUGGUACCUCAGUUAAAGACUUAGAAAACGCAAUGUCCAAACACCUUCCAGCAUGUAAAUCACCUACGCAUCAACCAACAGAUUUUAGUACGGAUGCACUCUUGAAGCAACAGCAAAGGACAACGAUACAAUGGAUAGGAGCGCAUCAGCAACUUCAGCAGCAAGGCCCUUUGCCAGCUUCCGCACUUUUGAGACAGCUUUAUGCUAAUAGGGAAAGCGUUAUCAGGGCGAAUGUACACGGGAUUACGAGUACUGGAAGUCGUUCCAGUAGUGCGACAGGAUAUUAUCCAACUGAUAGCCAAAUAGGCCCGCUACCAACUCCACCAGGUAGUGAAGGCUCAUCAUCAUAUAGUGACCACCAGUUCCUGCUAUCCCAACAUCAGAACUACCCUACAGGAUACUCCAUGGAUUAUCACUCGGCGAUGACUCCUCCGUCCAGCGUCUCUCCUAGAGACAAACAUCAGCAGCUUCAUUCUGGUGUUACUUUUGAUUCGCCAGUACCAUACCAGGAUGUUUUAAGGCAAUAUCCUGAUAGCCCUUUGCCUUUGAAGCCUCAAGUAUACUCGUAUGUUGAUCAGCCUCAAUUUUACCAUCACGGUACGACCGGAGCUGGGUUUCAUUUGUAUCAUCCCAGUAAAGGUACUGGGGCACCUUCGAAUUGGUAUUCACCUUCAUAGUAAUAUUAAGGACAUUAUUUGUAAUUUCCUUGGAUUUUGUAUCUAAACUGUAUUUAUGUAUCUUUUAUGUACAGAACAUAUUAUUAUCCAUGAACAUAAAUUAAGUCUACCAAGCCGAAAAAUAUAUAGAAUCAAAAAGUAAACGAAGGGUAACUAUGUGCUUGACAGUGGAUAAUUAACUAUAAAUAAACCAAAGAACUUUGAUAUGAAAUAACAUGAUAUUUUAAGCACUGAAAUGUAAAAAUAUAUUUAAAAAAAACGCUAAUCACAGACCUGUGUACAUCUACAUAAUAUAAAAGAUCAUGUUAUUUUUUCAUUUUAAUUAGGUCAUCAGCGACAGCUAUCACUGGUAAUUGUGAAUACUUUGAAAUUCAAUUAAAUAUAUGAUUUUUGCGAAAAAAGUCCGUGGAGAUGAUUAAUCAAACGCAGAUGAUUUGUGAUCUUCAAAAUGUUGCAUAAAUUCGUUUAAAAAUGUCACAUUGACUGAAAAAUAUAUUUAAUUGAUUUGUAAAUUCCAUGCACGUGCUUGAGAGUUGAAUGCAUACAGACUCUGUAAUGUAAAAAAGUAAAGACCCUUUUAAAAUGUAGACUAAUUUUUCUUACAGAUUCUGUACAUUCGUAACUGUGUACAUAUAAUAUAAGAAUAUCUUUAGCUAUAGAUAGCUGUAUGUACCUAUGUUAUUUUUGUUGGGCAUUGAUUGACGUUAAAUUUAAAAAAAAAAAAAACUUUUUAUACAUACCGGCGUCGAUUUAAUUAUUUUUAAGUUAGUUUAUUUGGUUGAUUAAUUGUUGAAAAUUGUAGGCGCGAUUCUAGACCUAACCUACUUAUCACGAUCUAAAACGGUGCUGACAAGGUCAUUAAUGUGAUAAUCUUCAAUUUUUUUUUUGUUAAUUUUUAAUUGUUCAAUGUUUUGUGUUAACUUUGUUUUGUCAAAUAGUUCUCAGUACAAAAGAAAAAUAUCACUAGUAAUCGUCAAAAAAUAUAUGUGCAAUAUGAAUAUUCUUUAUUAUUUAAAUUUAAGUUUUUUUCUUGUAUGCAAUGUGUAAUCUUACUUAAAAAAAAAAAAACGAGAUAGUUUUGCAAAUAAUGAUUGAAAUUACGUUUGUAGAGAUACUACCUCAACUUCUUUUAAUAUGGCAACCCAAUCGUGAAAAUACUUUACAAAUUUGUCAUCCUCAAAAUUUAAGUAGUCACUGUUUAUUUAUAUUGUUCAAUAAAUUAUUUACAAAUCUU